Molecule: messenger RNA, 4843 nt
Organism: Agelaius phoeniceus (red-winged blackbird)
Lineage: Eukaryota; Metazoa; Chordata; Aves; Passeriformes; Icteridae
Gene: BCR
Product: BCR activator of RhoGEF and GTPase
Biological process (GO): intracellular signal transduction; positive regulation of GTPase activity; protein phosphorylation
Cellular component (GO): membrane
Molecular function (GO): protein serine/threonine kinase activity; guanyl-nucleotide exchange factor activity; GTPase activator activity
Source: RefSeq, a predicted model, not a curated record
AUGGUGGACCCUGUGGGGUUUGUAGAGGCUUGGAAAGCACAAUUUGCAGACUCUGAGCCUCCUAAAAUGGAGCUGAAAUCUGUGGGAGACAUUGAACAGGAACUGGAGAUGUGCAAAGCAUCUAUCCGGAGACUGGAGAUGGAGGUUAAUAAGGAGAGGUUCCGCAUGAUUUACCUGCAGACUCUUCUGGCAAAGGAGAAAAAAAGCUAUGAUAGACAGAGAUGGGGUUUUAAACGUGUUUCUCAGUUGCCUGAAGGGGGUGCAGAGCAGCAGAUCCAGGACCUGCAUCAUCACCAGUCUGCUGACCAGGACGAAUAUGAAAAAAGCAAGUCACAUCACGGGGAGGAAAAGUUCAAACCCAGGAUACCCUCUAUGCGGAAGCUGUCCACCCAGAGCGAUGGGUCAGACCUGUCACCUUUGGACAGCCCCCACCACGGGGAAGGAGAGCAGGACAGGUGUAAGUACUACGGUGAAGAGAAACUGAAGAGAGUUGUAGAAGACACGGAGAAUCGCUGCGAUACAGAUGGCUCUCCUUCAAAACACAGAUCAGCUUCCACUCGCAGACUGGUGGGAUCUGCUGAGAAGGAGGGGUCAUUUGAACCUAAGGAGAGAGGGAACAGCACCAGUGUGGCAGCCUUAAGGUCCAAUUUUGAGAGAAUGAAAAAGGUGAAUUCGCACUCUUCUGGUGACAACAAGGAUGUUGUUGAGAAGCCCUUUUACGUGAACAUGGAGUAUCAUCACGAGAAGGGUCUAGUAAAGGUCAACGAUAAAGAUGUUUCAGAUAAAAUAAGCUCCCUUGGCAGCCAAGCCAUGCAAAUGGAACGCAAAAAGUCUUUGCACUCCCUCCCUUCUAACAUGGUACCCAGCUUCAGCGAGUUCCAGAGGCCUGCCUACAGGGGAAGGUCCUCAGAGAGCAGCUUUGGCUAUGAUGGAGAAUACGAGGAUGCUGAACUGAACCCCAAGUUUCUGAAAGAUAACCUGAUUAAUGCCAACGGCAGCAACCGCUCACCUUGGCAGCCCAUGGACUUCCAGCCGUAUCAGAGUAUCUACGUUGGUGGAAUGAUGGGGGAAGGAGAAGGAAAAGGACCUAUUCUGCGAAAUCAGGGCCCACCUGACCAGGAAAAACAUCUCACGUGGCCCAGGAGAUCUUAUUCCCCCAGGAGUUUUGAAGACAUUGGAGGAGGAUACACUCCUGAUUGUAGCUCUAAUGAGAACCUUACCUCUAGUGAGGAAGACUUCUCCUCAGGACAGUCCAGCCACGUGUCCCCCAGCCCCACCACGUACCGCAUGUAUCGGGAUAAGAGCCGCUCCCCCUCGCAGAACUCCCAGCAGUCCUUUGACAGCAGCAGCCCACCGACGCCCCAGUCUCAAAAGCGGCACCGGCAGCAGCAGGUCAUCGUGUCUGAGGCCACCAUUGUGGGUGUACGAAAAACAGGACAGAUCUGGCCAAGCGAUGGAGAUUUGCCCUCUGCGAGGUGUCACCAGGACAGCUGUUUCCACGGGGAUACAGAUGCCCCGUUCGGGGGGACCCCGCCUGGCUACGCCUUCGACGCGGAGCGCGCGGAGGAGCAGCGGCGGCACCAUGACAUGAUGCCCUUCAUCGACGACUCGCCCUCCUCCUCGCCCCACCUCAGCUCCAAGAGCCGCGGCAGCCGCGACACGCUGUCCUCGGGCUCCCUGGAAUCCACCAAAUCUAGUGAGCCAGACCUGGAGAAAGGCCUGGAGAUGAGAAAAUGGGUCCUGUCAGGAAUCCUUGCCAGUGAGGAAACUUACCUGAGCCACCUGGAGGCCCUGCUGCUGCCUAUGAAGCCUUUGAAAGCUGCUGCCACCACCUCCCAGCCUGUGCUGACCAGUCAGCAGAUUGAGACAAUAUUCUUCAAAGUGCCUGAGCUCUAUGAGAUCCACAAGGAGUUCUAUGAUGGGCUCUUUCCCCGGGUGCAGCAGUGGAGUCACCAGCAGCGUGUUGGGGACCUCUUCCAAAAGCUGGCCAGCCAGCUGGGAGUGUACCGGGCCUUUGUGGAUAACUAUGAGGUUGCCAUGGAGACAGCAGAGAAAUGCUGCCAAGCCAAUGCUCAGUUUGCUGAAAUCUCUGAGAAUCUAAAGGCCAGAAGCACAAAGGAAUCUAAAGAUCAGACGACAAAAAAUUCCUUGGAAACUCUGCUGUACAAGCCAGUGGAUCGAGUGACCCGCAGCACACUUGUCCUGCAUGAUUUGCUCAAGCACACCCCUGUGAGCCACCCUGACCACCCCCUGCUGCAGGAUGCACUGCGGAUCUCACAGAACUUCCUCUCCAGCAUCAACGAGGAGAUCACUCCUCGCAGGCAGUCCAUGACUGUAAAGAAAGGGGAGCACCGGCAGCUGCUGAAGGACAGUUUCAUGGUGGAGCUGGUGGAAGGGGCUCGCAAGCUGCGCCACGUCUUUCUUUUCACUGACCUCUUCCUGUGUGCCAAGCUCAAGAAGCAGAUUGGAGGAAAAAGCCAACAGUAUGACUGCAAAUGGUACAUUCCUCUCACUGACCUCAGUUUCCAAAUGGUGGAUGAGUCUGAGGCAGUGCCCAAUAUCCCACUGGUACCUGAUGAGGAGCUGGAUGCCAUGAAGAUCAAGAUAUCCCAGAUCAAGAACGACAUCCAGCGGGAAAAGAGAGCCAAUAAAGGCAGCAAGGUCAUUGAGAGGUUGAAAAAGAAGCUGUCAGAGCAGGAAUCCCUCCUCCUGCUGAUGUCCCCCAACAUGGCCUUCCGCGUGCACAAUCGCAACGGCAAGAGUUACACAUUCCUCAUUUCAUCAGACUAUGAAAGGGCAGAGUGGAGGGAGAAUAUCCGGGAACAGCAGAAGAAAUGCUUUAAAAGCUUCUCACUCACAUCAGUGGAGCUCCAGAUGCUGACAAACUCCUGUGUGAAGCUUCAGACAGUGCACAACAUUCCCCUCACCAUCAAUAAGGAAGAUGAUGAAUCCCCAGGUCUCUAUGGAUUCCUGAAUGUCAUUGUCCACUCUGCCACGGGGUUCAAGCAAAGCUCAAAUUUGUACUGCACGUUAGAGGUGGAUUCUUUUGGGUAUUUUGUGAACAAGGCCAAAACUAGAGUUUACAGAGACACCACAGAGCCCAACUGGAACGAGGAGUUUGAGAUUGAGCUGGAGGGCUCCCAGACACUGCGGAUUCUGUGCUAUGAAAAGUGCUACAACAAAACCAAGCUCACCAAAGAGGAUGGAGAGAGCACAGAUCGCAUCAUGGGGAAAGGACAGAUCCAGCUGGACCCACAGGCACUGCAGGACAAAGAUUGGCAGCGCACAGUCAUCUCAAUGAAUGGGGUGGAAGUGAAGCUGUCAGUGAAGUUCACCAGUCGGGAGUUCAGCCUGAAGAGGAUGCCAUCCCGCAAGCAGACGGGCGUGUUUGGGGUCAAGAUUGCCAUUGUCACCAAGAGAGAGAGGUCGAAGGUGCCGUACAUCGUGCGGCAGUGCGUGGAGGAGAUCGAGCGGCGCGGGAUGGAGGAGGUGGGCAUCUACCGCGUCUCCGGAGUCGCAACCGACAUCCAGGCUUUGAAAGCUGCCUUUGAUGUCAAUAACAAGGAUGUGUCAGUGAUGAUGAGCGAGAUGGACGUUAACGCCAUCGCAGGCACCCUCAAGCUGUACUUCCGGGAGCUGCCCGAGCCCUUGUUCACAGACGAGCUGUACCCCAACUUUGCUGAAGGCAUCGCACUUUCAGACCCCGUUGCAAAGGAGAGCUGUAUGUUGAAUCUGUUGCUAUCGCUUCCAGAACCCAACCUUGUGACAUUCCUUUUCCUUCUGGACCAUUUAAAAAGGGUUGCUGAGAGGGAAAGCGUCAACAAGAUGUCCCUGCAUAAUCUUGCCACUGUCUUUGGACCAACACUGCUCAGACCUUCAGAGAAGGACAGUAAAAUCCCUGCUAACCCAACCCAGCCCAUCACCAUGACUGACAGCUGGUCACUAGAAGUCAUGUCCCAGGUUCAAGUUCUUCUGUACUUCCUGCAGCUAGAGACUAUCCCUACCCCAGACAGCAAGAGGCAAAGCAUUCUCUUUUCUACAGAGGUGUAGGUGCCUGCGGUACCAACAGGACACAAACUGCUUUUGGCAAACUCUGUCACCCCGGGAAAAAGAUGACUGCUGUUUCCUCAGACUGUUCCUGUGCUGAGGAAUUCUGGCCCUCAGUGCUCCUGCAGUUUGGUACCCAGAGACAAGCUGGAGAGAAUGGAGAAAAACCUCCUUGUGCUGGUAGAACCAGAACUAACCGGAGAUGGAGCUGUGCGGAAUCUCCACUAGAAGGAGCAAUAGACACUUGGACAAAUGCACCACAGAAUGUGGUGAUGAUUCUUGGUAGGAAUGGGACAGAAGGUAUUCCUCAUUUUAUGGAUUUAAUUUAUCAUAAAGAAACUUCAAGAUUUCUACUGGACCACUUGAUAGGACACCCCUUUUUGGGAGAGGGGACGUUAAAGGAUAUAUCACAACUGUGUCUUUAAUAACUGCUGUUUUUCAAGUACUGUUUGAGGCCACAAAAAAUAGCAUUGCUUUGCAAGAGGAAGGAGAAGAGAAGGGUCUGGGAUCUAAAAUUCUCUCCACAGAAAUUCAAGUCUUGAUUUGAAUAUGGUUCUAAAGAAAUCAAAGAGUUUAAUGUACAGCUAGAACUGUUGUCUGGUUGGGGGCUGGGUUUUUUAUUUUGUUUGUAUGGUUUUUUGCCUUCCCAUAGAAAUGUUUGUACACCCCAGGGAAGGAGAUGCCCUGCUCUUGCCUAUGUUGCACUUCUGAUGGGUUUUGUUGGGUUGAGACAGACUCAACAAAAUUAAAUAAAUAACUACAGUAAAUGAAAGAGAGGCAGGGAGAAUAACAGUUA